Penicillium coprophilum is the source of this 1290-nucleotide messenger RNA. RefSeq lists its product as uncharacterized. The transcript is spliced from 3 exons. The coding region runs from base 1 to 1290 and encodes 429 amino acids. Lineage: Eukaryota; Fungi; Ascomycota; Eurotiomycetes; Eurotiales; Aspergillaceae. The record is from RefSeq and is a predicted model, not a curated record.
AUGUCUCGGGUGACCUUUGAGUUCAGAACCCGCAUGCCCCGUAAGAAUGAAAAUCUUCUCUUCGCAGCACUUGGUAUCGAUAUCAACACAGGUCGCCAAGAACAGCAGGCCGUCAUCAACCUGACCCGAGAGAUCUAUAACCCUAUGGUUUACGAUUUUGUCCAUCUCCAGGGCAGAACUGAUUGGAACGCAAUGUUCAAAGGUGGAAAUACAGCUGAGAUCAAACUAAGGUUUACCAAUCCAACCGAGCUUGCCAAUCCUCCUGCUUAUAUUCCUCCUCUUCCUCCUAUCUCUCCUACAAUUCCUAACAUCGAGGCAGAUGAUCCUUUCUUUGCACAAAUUCCCACCGUAUCCUCUGCCCCUGCUCCAGCUCCUGGUCACAUUCCUCCUCUUCCUUAUAUUUCUCCUACGAUUCCUGUUAUUGAGCCGAAUGAUGCUCUCCUUGCACGAAUUCCCAGCGUAUCUUCACCGAAAUCUCUUCCGCCCGCUCCUAGUUCCCUUCCUUUCCCUCCACCUGGCCGUUUCCUUCCCCCUCCAAUAAUCCCUCGACCUGCCCGUCCAGCUGUUACUGGAAUUGGCCCUAAGAUUGCCCCUCUAAUUAGCCCUCCAGAUAAUGAUCGAUAUGUUUCCCGUCGCUCUGUAGCUGACGAUAGACCAAGACAAGAUGACAUACUCGCUGCAAUGGCAGCUCCCUCUCCGCCCCGUAUUGAGCCGGGCGUUCUGGAAAGUUAUACCAAAAAGGCCAAUAAAAAGCGAAGUACGGAUGAACAGGAUCCCCAACCACAGAAGAAGUUGCGCACUGCUCAUUCUUCAGAAGGUAAGGCAGAAUGGACAACCUUCACUAAUCUAAGUGAUUCAAGCUCAAAUAAGAGUGAGAGAAGCAUAGAUGGUGAUGGUGACAUUUGGAUGCGAGAUGGUUAUAAGCCUUACAAUCACAAGGUUGAGGAUAAGACUAUUGAGCCUGAAACUCAGGCGUGGGGUGCUAAGGUGCGACAAUAUCUCUCUGUUUUUAGUCGCCAAACACCCGAAGAAGAGCAGGCAAAUACCUCAGAUGUUGAAAUGAAGGAUGCGGGGCAGAUUUCCGAGAAAGGUGAAGGUGAGGAUGAGAAUGAGACAACAUAUGGCAGUGGGGAUGAGUUUGGGGUUGAGUUUGGACUUCUACCUGAGGUUGAGGAAGAGGAAGAAGAGGACACAGAAGAACAGGUAGAGGUAGAAUUAGGAAAGGGGACAGAAAAAGGGGAAGAAGAGGAAGAGGAAGGCCAGAAUGAGGAUGUGAGUAUGGAUUCUUAA